CCCAGCGGAGCGGCUCCGCACUCCGCUUGCUCUGCGCGCUCUCCUGCGCCUUGGAGGGCGCACGGUGCGCAGCGCUGGAGAAGGGCUCGCGCCGGACUUGGCGGCGAUCUUCCAGCUCCUCGUUGCUGCCUGCCCUCAGGAUGCUGGCCCCGUCCCGAACCCAGCUGGGGCUCUUCUUCAUCUUGCUCUGCCCGGCCAACAUCAUCGGGCUGUGGUGCAUCUCUGGGGCUUAUAUCCUGUUCUUCCAGAAACCUCAAGUGAUCCGCUGGCAGCUGCUGCCCCAACGGCAGCACACAACAACUACAGAAACUGUUACCAAGCCCAUCCCGCUGCUGUCUGCUGUGAGAUUCUGGUUCUGCUGCUGCUAUUGCUGCCACUAUCAAAUUAAUGCCACCCCACAGGGCCACGCUGCCCCUCCCCCUCCCUGCCACUCACAACCAUCCUGCAGGGAGGCAGCGAGUGUGCAGCCAAAUCGAACAAGUGAGAAAGCCAGCCAGGAUCCUCGCUGCUACACAAGGACUGGCCAGGGGAGAGGAGGCCUAGUGGGCAGCCCAUUGGUCAUGGAUCCCAACAGCAUCUGCCGGAAGACAAAGCGGCUGGCUGGGAAGCAAGCUGAGCUGUGCCAGACAGAGCCUGAGAUUGUGCAGGAGGUGGCCAAGGGUGCCAGGCUGGGUGUGCGUGAGUGCCAGUACCAAUUCCGCUUUCGUCGCUGGAACUGCACCAGUCACAGCAAAUAUUUUGGCAAAAUUCUACAGCAGGAUAUCCGGGAGACAGCCUUCGUCUAUGCCAUCACAGCAGCAGGUGUGAGCCAUGCGGUCACCCAGGCCUGCAGCAUGGGUGAGCUGCUGCAGUGUGGAUGUGAGGCAACUCGGAGCCGGGCACCUCCUCUGCCCCCCACCAUUACAGGGUCAGAAGGCUCUGCUUGGGAAUGGGGCGGCUGUGGGGAUGAUGUUGACUUUGGCUAUGAGAAAUCUCGCCAGUUCAUGGACGCUAAGCGCAAGCGUGGCAAGAGUGACAUUCGAACCCUUAUCGACUUGCACAACAAUGAAGCAGGACGCCUGGCAGUGAAGAACCACAUGCGGACGGAGUGCAAGUGCCAUGGGCUUUCGGGUUCCUGUGCCCUACGCACCUGCUGGAAGAAGAUGCCCCCUUUCCGGGAGGUGGGUGACCGGCUUCUUGAACGCUUUAAUGGGGCUUUUAAGGUGAUGGGUGGCAAUGAUGGCAAAACGCUCAUUCCUGUGGGUCGGAACAUCAAGCCCCCAGACCGGCAGGACCUCAUCUACUCUGCCGACUCGCCCGACUUCUGCAUUGCGAACCGCAAGACGGGCUCGCUGGGCACACGUGGGCGAGUGUGCAACAGCACUGCCAUGGACGUGAGUGGCUGUGACUUGCUGUGCUGUGGGCGUGGUCACCGUGAUGAGACACUCUUCCUGGAAGAGAACUGCCUUUGCCGCUUCCACUGGUGCUGUGUCGUACAGUGUCGAAAGUGCACGGUGCGCAAAGAGCUCAGCCUGUGCAUUUGAAUGCAGAGGGCAACAGAGAGGGAAGGCACAGAGUAUGAGGAUGGGGAAUGUGCCCAGCCUACCACAGAAUCCAGGGACAGGGAGCACAACUGAGUUGUUAUGAGUGUAAGGGCCAUGAUGUUGAUCUAGUCUGGGGGGUCACAGAAGAGCUUGCCAGAGAUCCCCGGAACAGAUCCCAGGUCUGACCCACUAUGGAUCCGCAGAACAUGGACUGUGUCAUAAGUCCUUGGUGUGUCCAGCAUUUGCAGCACUUGGUUAUAUAACCUCCUUUGUGACAGGUCCUUGGUAUCCAGGGCCAAGUUAUGGCUCCAUAUGGGCCCACCUGCUGUACCUGCCUGGACAUGCCCUCCUGAAGACUGCAGCCACCUGCAUCGCUUGGUAUUCUCCUAUCAGCAACUCCAGCAACGUGGUCC
Messenger RNA from Hemicordylus capensis (graceful crag lizard), 1936 nucleotides. It is a transcript of the gene WNT6, whose product is annotated as Wnt family member 6. Lineage: Eukaryota; Metazoa; Chordata; Lepidosauria; Squamata; Cordylidae. The record is from RefSeq and is a predicted model, not a curated record. Gene Ontology annotation, molecular function: frizzled binding; cytokine activity. The transcript is spliced from 5 exons. Gene Ontology annotation, biological process: neuron differentiation; multicellular organism development; cell fate commitment. The coding region runs from base 141 to 1523 and encodes 460 amino acids. Gene Ontology annotation, cellular component: extracellular region.